ACUUCAAGUGUGUCGUACAGACCGGAAGUUUGCUUCUCGAAGUCACAUUGACCAAAAAUUCAACGGUCACGGUUAAAUUAGGACAUCUGGUCAUUCAACCUACCAUCCCUCAUGACUUUGGUUGGUUGAUCAUCAAUAAUGUUUGCCUUGAAGAUUGUCACACGGUUCAGUCAUUUAAGUAGAGCAACUUGUGCACUUCACGCCCAUGGAGGAAUUUUAAAUGGAAGCAUCCAAGCAGCCGUUACUGCCUCCUGCUCCUCUCUACAACAGAAACUCCGAAACUACGCAACAGCAGCAGACAACGCGUCUCCUCCUCGAUGGGUCCAACUUGAGCCAGAACUGGAAGAAGCUCUGAUUCCGCGGAAGCUAUCUAUGAGUCCUCUGGAGAGCUGGCUGUCCCUGCGCUACACCCUUCCUUCCCCGCUGGAGUCUCCUCAGCCACAGGAGGACGUCGAGCUGCUGGAGGAGAAGGUGCUGCCGCCCGUCUUUCUGCCUGUUCUAGAUGACACGGGGGGCUCAGCAACUCCCAUCAAGUGUAAAAAUGUUCUUGAGAUCCGACGGAGGAAGAUGAACCGACAUAAAUUCAGGAAGCUCCAGAAGAGGAUUAAGUUCGUAAAGAGGAAAGUGAGAUAUGGCAAAGGGACGAGAAAGCAGAAAAGAUUCGAGAAGGACCUUGAGAGGAUUUGGAAGCGAGCUGGACUGAAGCAGCCUCCAGCGGGAUGGGUUCCACCUAAACUCUUUAUUAGACAACAUAGAACCAAAAAGAACUAAAAAUACAAAAAAAAAUCGAACCUGUCUUGUUUGUGCUGCGUGCUUCAGUCUGGAUGACCUCGCACACAGCCCCUCGCACUGCUUCACAUCUGUCAGUGAUCAGGCCAUGUUCCCUCUGUGUGCACAGUCAUUUUUAAUGUGUACAUAAAAGAAUAAAGAUCUCUGCCA
Molecule: messenger RNA, 939 nt
Organism: Nematolebias whitei (Rio pearlfish)
Lineage: Eukaryota; Metazoa; Chordata; Actinopteri; Cyprinodontiformes; Rivulidae
Gene: aurkaip1
Product: aurora kinase A interacting protein 1
Exons: 4
Coding region: 139-771 (210 amino acids)
Biological process (GO): mRNA processing
Cellular component (GO): mitochondrion
Source: RefSeq, a predicted model, not a curated record